AAAUGGUUGAGCUGCUUACGAUCGACGGUGAGGAAUUCGAAAUAAUGUGCAUAACGCCCGAUUUGUAUGAAGAAAGCGAAGAGCUUUUUAUGUAUGUGUUUCCAAAUUUUGGGAACAUGUGCCUAUGCACCAAUUUAAAGGAGGCGCCAGAGGCUAUGGAAGAGCUCAGGAAACUAAUGCUCGCCGUGCUCAAUGAUGGCAUCUCCUUUGCAGCCCGACAUAGGGCCACUGACCAAUUGGUGGGCAUUUGUUGUAACAAAAUUAUCAACAACAAGAAGAACAUUACUUUGGACGAAGCGUUAAAGAAUUUAAAAUCACCAGAAAUGCUCGCUAUAGAUGCGUAUUUUGAGCUUUUGGAGAAUGGUUACGAUAUUUUCAAAGAGUGGCAGGUGGAGUCUGCUUUCGAAAUAGAGUUUCUCGCCGUCCAUCCAGCUUGGGGUAAACGUGGUCUGGGCUUCAGUAUCUUAUCCCAUGCAUUGGAUUUUGCCCAUGCGAUGGCCAAGGGCGAACUGAGACCGGAUCAGAUGGCCCAUGUGUCGAAGCAAAUACGAGAGGAACAGCCACAGGUGGCCAUGGGGCUCUUCACUUCAUUCUAUACACAGAAAAUGGUUGCUAAACUAAACUUUGUAUCCAUAAAUGUUGUUCCCAUAUCGGAAAUUAGUUUUGAGAACAACACCUUUACCCAAUUCAUCGAUUCCCAGCAUGUCAAUUCGCAGUUUGCAGCCAAGAGGUUGUAGAGAAGGCAACCAUCUCAGAAAUUCUUAAAAUUUCUACAUAAUAUAAUAAUGUUGUUCGAUCAGAAGUAUUUAAAAUUUAAUUCGUACAACAUUUUAUCAUAUUUUCAAAAUUUUACUAUUAAAAUAUAUGGGACACAUUCAAGAAAUAUGAAGAUGUGAGCAUUUCAUGAUUUUUAAAAUGUAUAUAAUUUUUAUACAAGUAUCCUUGCGUAAAGCUAAAAUACAAUUAUGAACUUUA
Molecule: messenger RNA, 975 nt
Organism: Scaptodrosophila lebanonensis
Lineage: Eukaryota; Metazoa; Arthropoda; Insecta; Diptera; Drosophilidae
Exons: 4
Coding region: 3-737 (244 amino acids)
Molecular function (GO): N-acetyltransferase activity
Source: RefSeq, a predicted model, not a curated record